UCUCCUCUCUCUCUCUCUCUCUCUCUCUCUCUCUCUCUCUCUCUCUCUCUCUCGUUACCCUCGAUAUCUUUCCCUCUCUCUCACUCGCCGAAACGGCGAGAUACACGUGCCCUCCUGCCGAUAAUCUUUUUCACCGCCAUUGUGAUUUUCUGCAAGUUCUCUCUCUCUUGGCUCCCUGACCCUCUCCCUCUCGAGUUCUCAGACAGUGCCUUGUCGGCAACUCAGACAGAGCCCUAACGCCUCUCUCUUCCUCUGUUUCUCUCAUCUCGGCCACAGCCCCCGCGACUUCCAGCGCCAAUAACAGUCAAGCGCCUCGUGUCGAAUGUCAAAAUCAUCUUCAUCAAUAUCUUCAUCAUCUUUUCCCAAACGUAGUUUGGGAAAAGAAUUGUGCUUCUGCGAGUUGGAAGCCACAUUGAAAUGGUCAACUACUACAAAAAACCCAAGAAGACCCUUCUUAGGGUGUGCAAAGUAUAAUACCCAGGGCUUACCAUAUUGUAAGUUCUUCAAGUGGUUGGAUGGUAAUGAAGUGAUUGAGCUACAACAACAAGAAAGAAUUGAUGAACUGUUAAAGAAAGAGAAAGAUGUAGAGAACAUACUUCAGAUGCUGGAAAAGAGGGAGAUUGAGCUACAUAAGAUAGUGGAUCGCCUCGAGAGGGUAAGCAUGGUGCUGUCCAAUAAAAGCGACGAGGUUACGCAAAAGGAGUUGGUGCUUAAUGCACAAGAAGCUAGAAGAAGGGGGUUGUGCACGCUAUUUUGGAUUUACUGUUGUUUUGUAUUUGUACAUGCAUUUUACCUUGUGUUAUAUAAGUGAAUGGGGGAUUGUUGUUAACUAGUGUUUUCUAUUCUGGUGGAAUAUUAUCCUUGUUAUGUAACUCUGAGGUGAUGAAUGUAAUUUAAGACUGCUGGGUACUUGUUUCUGUGGCAAAGAAUAGAAGAUGUUCUUUUUGGUACAAA
This is a messenger RNA of Carya illinoinensis, 954 nucleotides long. RefSeq lists its product as uncharacterized. Lineage: Eukaryota; Viridiplantae; Streptophyta; Magnoliopsida; Fagales; Juglandaceae. The record is from RefSeq and is a predicted model, not a curated record. The coding region runs from base 323 to 811 and encodes 162 amino acids. The transcript has 3 exons.